Messenger RNA from Sycon ciliatum, 590 nucleotides. RefSeq names its product cystatin-A-like. NCBI's taxonomy places the organism in Eukaryota, Metazoa, Porifera, Calcarea, Leucosolenida, Sycettidae. Gene Ontology annotation, molecular function: cysteine-type endopeptidase inhibitor activity. The record is from RefSeq and is a predicted model, not a curated record. Bases 73 to 393 code for a protein of 106 amino acids. Gene Ontology annotation, cellular component: cytosol. The transcript has 3 exons.
ACAUGAUUUCCUCACAAUUCUGUUACCGCAUGCAAGCAGUAUCUCUUCUUUCAAAAUCACAUUCAAUCAACAAUGGCGCAGCAGGAACCAAUUAAGUGUGGGGGAUGGAGUCAACCUCCCCGGAAGGCCGAUGCCGAAGUUCAGAAAAUCUGCGACCAAGUCAAGAAGGCUGUUGAGGACCGUAUCAACUCACCAGAACUUACCAUGUUCACAGCUCUGGACUACAUCACGCAGGUAGUCGCAGGAGUGAACUACCGCAUCAGGGUUCAGAUCAACAAUGUUUGUGUAAUUCGCAUCCAAGUGUUUCAGGCGCCCUUGUUGAGCGGCAAGCAAGCUCCACCUGAGCUGACUGAUGUUGCUAACGACGGACCUCUCAAUGACAAGCCCUUCUAGAAAUAUAUUUUCUACCACAACACACUGAAUUCUCUCUGAUUUUUCCACAGCUUUCCAUAUACAGUGUACCAAUCUCCGUCAAAUAUUUGAACGAUCAUGUAAUGCAUGAAAAAAUGUUUCGGUUUGUGUGGUGGUGCUAUUGUGUUUACUUGAUGAACAGUGCUCAGAACUGCUGCGGAAUUAAUUUUCACCUAAGA